This is a messenger RNA of Xenia sp. Carnegie-2017, 2602 nucleotides long. RefSeq lists its product as uncharacterized. The transcript is spliced from 4 exons. The record is from RefSeq and is a predicted model, not a curated record. NCBI's taxonomy places the organism in Eukaryota, Metazoa, Cnidaria, Anthozoa, Malacalcyonacea, Xeniidae. Bases 370 to 2139 code for a protein of 589 amino acids.
AAGGGUAUUAAAGCUUUCUUUAUUGAGCCAUUUACAAACAUAACGAUGUUUUUCUGAAACCUAAAAGAGAGCAAUUUGUUUGAUCAGUAUUACAAGUUUCAUUGAAAUGAUGGACUAUUUAAAUAACCGUCUGUCGGGCUGAAACAUGAGAUGUGAUGAUACACAGUAUUACGUGUACGAUAUUCGUAGUCAAGGUAAAAUUUCAAUCCAAGUUAAGCAUCUUUGUAUUUCAUGGAGUUCAUCUUUAUAGAAACGUUUGGAAAAAGGUAAAGUCUAGACUAUAAACAGACAACACGCGUUCUUUAGUGCGGGAGAGACGCCUAUGAAAAAUUGAUGCUGUCUCGAUGAUUUAACAGGGAAGAUAAACAGAUGUCUUUUGCAAAUGAUGGUGUCCACCGUGAUAUGGAAAACGAUAGAGAAUAUACAAAGAUGUUUCCAUAUCAUGGUAGAGAUGACUACCUGGCAACGUGGCUACCAAACAUUAAACAAAGUAAAAGUGUUUGGUUCAGCGAUAGUUGCAAGAGAAUUAGAAGGACGAACAUUGGUAAUUUGUUGUGCAUUGUGCCUCAAUCCCAUCAACAAAGAAAACUAGAAAAUCAUAAGAAAUACCACGUAACAAAGACGUAUAAUCUGGCUCUGAAAUGUUCGCCAAUAGAGCUGCGUGAGAGUAAGAUGAAAAUGAAAAAAUCAAAACUUGAAUCUGACUUUCUUAAACGUCCCCUCAACAAAGAGAAUUACGAACGACAUCCAAAAAAGAUGGCGGAAGUCGAAGAGAACAAUGAAGAAAUGCAAAAAGAUAUCUUUGACAUCGACACUGAAGAGUCACAGAAAGAUAUGGGUAUAUUGAUGAAUAUCCCAAAGGGAGAGAAUCCAAGAACGAGUCUAUCUUUGGUUGAAUUACGUCAUGAUAAAUGGGGGACAGUUGGUAGCUUUCAUUUUCAAAGAACUGCACCUGUAUUGGAGGAGAAUUCAAAGAGUCAGUUGAGAGGAGGAAAAGUACGAAUAAUGCAUAAAAGAAAUGAAAACACACAAUAUUUGGCUGACCGCUAUAAAACAAACGAAUUAAUGAUACAAUGUCAAAGUGUUAUGAUUCAUCCUAAAGUUUUAACGAAGCCAAAAAAACAAGAGGGGACCGAACAAAACAAAGAAAUUUCAGCGGUACUAUCAACAAAAACCAGCCACGACACUUUGGAAGAAAAAAGUUUGAACGAUUCUAUUACAGUGCCAACAAUAUUUCCACAACUGCCGUUUAAUAAAUCACCUAAACAAGCUUGCAAAAAAGAAAUAUUGGAGACGGACGAGGACUUGAACAAUAAAGAUGUCGAUAGCCACGCGAGUAUACCGCGGAGAAAAGACAAACUUGACAAAGAAAGAAAAUCACCAUCGACAAAAAUCAUAAUACCAUUUGGAGAAAGGGAAACGAAAUAUUGCAGCAAAAUUAUCGCCAUGAGUGAAACUCAAGUACUUACGUCAAACAAAACAGGUAAAGAAAACGAUGCAAGUUGUGAAAAAGGUAUUGACAUGGAUAAAGAAGGUAUUGACAUGGAUAAAGAAGGUAUUGACAUGGAUAAAGAAGGUAUUGACAUGGAUAAAGAAGGUAUUGACAUGGAUAAAGAAAGUCUAAAGAAAGAAACGGCAUCCACUGGUUUUAAAACAUCACCAAGAAAGAAAGAAGAGUUUCAAGGUAACAGUCUAACGUUUUCACAAAUCCAAUCUCGAUAUCUCAAAGAUAGUUCCAAUUUGCAUGAGCAAGUUGGCGUAUCCGACGAAAGUCGCGAAACAAUAAGAAAGAAAAAACCGCAAGAUAAGCAUAAAGAUCGAAUAUUGAGAACUCAGUAUCUUACAAUAAACACGGAUGAUUCUUUACUGAGAAAAUUUCGUAUUCCAACUGGUAGAGAGGAUAAUAACAUGUUUGUUGGUCGAGAAAACGACCCGCCGAAAACAACAUCACAGAAAUUUGGAUACAGUCAACGUGGGAUAGCCGUGUAUAGCAAAGAAUUUGUUGGGAUCAAGAUGAACCAAACUGAUGAAGAUGGGUUGAGGAUGGAUAGAAAAGGGGAUCGAACAUUGGAAAAAGAGGACGAUGGUAAACGUGUUGAGUUUCUUGUGAAAAAUUCAAGAUAUUUUAACGAGAUAUGAGUAAAUAGGAUUAUUAAUUUUUAUAUUAUUUUUGCCAAUAUUUUCGAAGGUUCAGAAUUUCUUAUUAGCACAUACACAAAAAAUUUGCUUGAUUGCGCUACACGAUAGCAAAAUUUAAACUUUUAAUCUACUUUUAUCGUCAUAAUGUCGUCAUAACUGAUAUCGACAAAAACGAAAACAUGAAUUCGAUUGCUAUACGCGUAACAAUAAAAACAGGAUUAUUUUACACUUUGACAUAUUUUAAAACGAUGACAGAGAUACAGAGACCGGUGAACACGCAGUGUUUAGAGAAGAUGAAAAUAUGAGCAAAACAAAAUUAAAUAUGUAUCAUAAAUAAACGAACGUCUUUGUUAAUGUUGAACAACAUAAUUAUUCCAACGAUAUACAACAACAAAAAAUGGUAGUAAAUGUUUUUGGAAGAAAUCCAAAUGAUCAAUAAUAAAAAACUACAUAUAUCAUGUCA